GAGGAGUGAGAGGCGACAGAUAGGCGACCCACCGACAACAUUUGGACACUAUUUAACUUUUGUCGGACCACCCAGACACUGUUUGGGCUUUUUUUUAAAUUUCCAACAUGACACCUUUAACUGUGCGCGAGUGGUACAAUACAUGCGUUAUAACGGCCGGGGAGCGGAAGUGAAAGAAGGAGGGAAGUUGUGAAGGGGAAAAGAAACCUCCUAAAAGUGAUUUUCGUCCAGUCAAGUUCAACUUGAAUCUCGUCUUUUUAGUGGAAGGGUGGCCCUGGAGAGUUUGGGGGGCAUGGACACCCACGUUAAGGAGGGACAACUUCAUGUGCAUUAUCAAAAAUUUGGCAAGAAAUGGAAGAAGAACUGGUUCGUCCUGUACCCGGCCAGCCAGAACGGCAUCGCCCGCCUCGAGUUCUACGACUCACCCUCGGGCGGCGGGGGUGGGAGCGGAGGAGGCUCGGGAAGCGGGUCCACGGAGAAAACCAGGAAGCUCGACAAGAAGAUCAUCCGCCUGUCCGAGUGCAUCUCCAUCCUGCCGGCGUUGACGGAGAGCUGUCCCAAAGAAAACAUGUCGGCCUUCUGCGUGGAGACCAACGACAAGACGCACGUGUUUGCUGCCGAGAGAAACACCGCCAAGGACUGGAUGGACACCAUGUGUGACAUCGCCUUUAAGGGCGGCAGCAGCAGCGCGGCCGUCGAUGCUAAUGGAGGAGGCGUGGAUCUGCAGAUGGCAGAAAACCUCAUCUACUACUCCAGAGAGGAGGUGACUGAGUUCUGGGUGAGCAUUCAGCGCACCGAGGCGUCGGAGCGCUGCGGGCUGACGGGCAGCUACUGGCUGAAGGCCGAGAACGACAUCUUGAUCUUAAAGGAGCCGAAGACCAAGAAGAACAUUCUGGUGUGGCCCUACAAGCUGCUGCGUAGAUACGGCCGAGAUCGGGUGAUGUUUUCCUUUGAGGCAGGCCGGCGCUGCGACUCGGGCCCCGGUAACUUCACCUUUGACACCAAGCAUGGGAACGAGAUCUUCACGCUGGUGGACCAGGCCAUCCAGUCGCAGAAGGUCCUGGCCGAGGAGCGCCACCUCAGCGGCCCCCUCAACUUUGACCCCGACUGCCCGUCGUCCCUGCAGCACAUACGCAACGCCGCCCCCAGCAGCCUGACAGGAAGCGGGGACAGCAGCAGCUGCAGCAGCCGGGAGGCGGACGGAGACUCAGGCGGCAGCAAACCGGGCUCUGCUGACGGUGUGCUCGGGAAGAGAGAGGGUGGAGAUGGAGGAGGAGGAGGAGGAGGAGGAGGAGGAGGAGGAAGGGGGCAAGGAACAGGACUAAAAGGGAGGAGUUUACCAGAACCUCCAGCCAUAAUGGGCGUUAUGGGAAGUGGGGGGGUCGCUGCGAAGUCUCCUAGAGGACAGUCGGCAGCAAAAGGUGUCGAUGAACACGCAGCUCUGUACUCUGAGCCGGCAGAUUCAGUCCGCCUGCCUCUGCAUGGUGGCGACUGCCUCUACUCCGACCCCGUGGACAGCAUCAAAGCUCAGAGCCAAAGCAACACCCACCCUGUGGCCCCCGCCCGCAUCCGACCAGCAGGAGAUGACGCUUCGGGAGUUCAAGGGGAUCAUCACCUCGGAGGCAGGAAGCUGCCGGACCUGUACUCGCACGUGUACGACCGGAUCAGCCUGGAUCUGAACCAGAAGACGGGCGCGCUGAGUCUGAACGGGGCCGCAGGGGGAGGCAAAGGGGGGAACAGUAACAGGAGACCCCCAGGAGGUCAAGCAGAAGGAGCUUUAACGGCUCUUGCUGUGCGUCUGGAGCACAUCUACGAUGAGCCCGAAGGCCGCGCCUCCUCCAGUAAACAAGGGAUGACUAUUUAUGAUGAGGCCCGCUUGGAGCCCCACAGGUGGAAGGACGAGGCGGCACAUUUAGGGCUGGAGGGGACUUACAGCACCUCUUUGGACAGAAAGCCAAAAGACUCCCAAAGACACUCGCCCCCGCAGCUGGUCCCGAGCCGCGGAGCGCCUCAGCCUCCCGCACCGCGAUGGCCUAAACCCGUCACUGCCCCGAAGCCGGGAAGGAUGAAGAAGGAGCCGGUGCCGCUGCCCCCUGGGAAACAAGGAGGCAAUAACGUAAACAACAACAACAAUCUAUGGAGGGGAGGGGACACGGGGAAGGAUCUGUACAGCAAAAUUUCAAAGAAGAAACCUCCGUCUGCUGACUCGUGGGACUCGCUGAGGUCACCUGACAUCAUCUACGACAACAUGGGAGACAUCUGACUCGAGGACGGACCAAUGACCCGCUCAUCCUUAUGAGGAAAGAGAACACUUGUGGCCUUUUUUCCUGCAGCUUUUGUAAGCAUUUCUUCAAACUGGCAUAAUCAUGUCGAUUUAUUGGAAAGAGAUCCAAGCACAGCUAUAAGAUCCCGGCUGCAUGGAGUGGAACUGUGGAAGGGCCACCCUGUGUGUGUGUGUGUGUGCGUGUGUGUGUUUGAGAAAGAGAGAGUGGAUGUUUGCAUGGUCAAACCCAUAACUGGAGUACCGAACCACAGUGUGGUUGGAAGCUGCCACUUUUCUAUAACACACAUCGCACACACACACCGUCUGGAUGUGCCAGAAGGAUCUGGGCCUGCAGACUUCAGUUUAACAAGCUGAGAGAGCGACUUGGCUCUUUUUUAUAAAAUGUCCACCGUGCUUAUGAAGUAACUAGGAAACAUGUUUUUGCACUGCUUGGGUCCGGAGUAUCUUUGAGGCCUUAACAAAAGGAGCUGAGCUUUUUCUGUUUGUGUUUUCUGGACUGAUUCAUCCCAAUAAACGGAGAGAUUUCCAACAUUCAGCCGAGGACACUAAUACAUAACGCUGCAUUUCAGGAUGCGCUAAAACAUUGUUGCUAUACUGUUUUGAAGGAAGUGAGACAUUUAAACAUAAGCGGGUCAUAAAGAGAUCCUGUGGGUUCCAUGGUUGUCAUGUGGCCAUGCAGUUAGAGGUUACUUCCUGCACAACGUGAUAUAAUUGAAACCUUCUUGUCUCUGUGAACAGAACAACUAAAUAUGUAGCUAACAAUCCCCAGCAAUGUGUGAGUGCGUUUGUGUCAGAAACAGCUGUGCUGUCUGUAAAUAUAACUAUUAAUAAAAAUGGCUCCAAAACAUU
Molecule: messenger RNA, 3133 nt
Organism: Eleginops maclovinus (Patagonian blennie)
Lineage: Eukaryota; Metazoa; Chordata; Actinopteri; Perciformes; Eleginopidae
Gene: dok1b
Product: docking protein 1b
Exons: 5
Coding region: 293-2263 (656 amino acids)
Biological process (GO): Ras protein signal transduction; positive regulation of MAPK cascade; cell surface receptor protein tyrosine kinase signaling pathway
Cellular component (GO): cytoplasm
Source: RefSeq, a predicted model, not a curated record